CCCGGAAGUGCUUCUAGGAGGCCUGGGACGCUACACCGAGUUUGAAUGAAUCGGGCUGAUUCAUCGCGGCCCGGCUGAGCGGAAGGUGUCGGCUGGGGAGAGGCGAAGUGGGAUUUCAGCGGUCACUACGGCGGCAGGUAGGAGUUUCACCUUACAUCCAAACUUGGAGGCCUAGCUACGAACUGGAACAACAUUGCUGAAAAAAGCUGAAAACCAAAAGCAUCUCCCAAAGGUUUUACACAGCCCUGUUGAAUAUCAGUAUUCAGUCAAGAUCACAAGUGGAAAUCAGUGACCUGCCAGAUGUUGGUAAACUACAGCUCCAAGCAAUUCCAGCCAGCGUGGACAGUGGUGAAGACUUGGACUGUUCAAAUAAUUGCGGAAAUAUGGAUCGACUUCUACGACUUGGAGGAGGAAUGCCUGGUCUAGGACAGGGUCCUCCUACAGAUGCACCUGCAGUUGACACAGCUGAGCAGGUUUACAUCUCUUCUCUUGCACUUCUAAAGAUGUUGAAGCAUGGUCGAGCUGGUGUUCCCAUGGAAGUUAUGGGACUCAUGCUUGGAGAAUUUGUUGAUGAUUAUACUGUCAGAGUGAUUGAUGUGUUUGCUAUGCCACAGUCAGGAACGGGAGUCAGUGUGGAGGCAGUUGAUCCUGUGUUUCAAGCCAAAAUGUUGGAUAUGUUAAAACAGACUGGAAGACCUGAGAUGGUUGUUGGCUGGUAUCACAGUCAUCCUGGUUUUGGCUGUUGGUUGUCUGGUGUGGAUAUCAAUACUCAACAGAGUUUUGAGGCCCUUUCAGAAAGAGCUGUGGCAGUAGUAGUGGAUCCCAUUCAGAGUGUAAAAGGAAAGCCCCAUAUGCCAUUUUCCUAUUUCCUGCCUCAUGACAGCAGGGAGCAGCUCUAUUAUCACCUUCACAGAGCUGUCUGCAAAU
Python bivittatus (Burmese python) is the source of this 927-nucleotide messenger RNA. The record is from RefSeq and is a predicted model, not a curated record. NCBI's taxonomy places the organism in Eukaryota, Metazoa, Chordata, Lepidosauria, Squamata, Pythonidae.